AUGGGUGUUUCAAGGCUUCGAUCUGCCUUCCGGCGAUCCUCAACUCAGGAGAGUGUGGUGCCAGUCGCCGUGACUGCAAAUGGCGAAAAGAACCAGGACAUCCCCCAGGAUGCUGAGUCCGCCAUGCCCGCGACCGCGGAGAACCCGGCGGUUCCCACUGAGGAUACCCAGCAGGGUGUCAAGGACCUCGAGGCCGUCACUCUCAGCUGGUCUAAGACUACACUGAUUCUGGUCUUUGCAAACAUUUGGUUCCUGUAUUUCGUCAAUGCCAUGCAACAAUCCAUCAACUACAGUUUGCUCGGCUUUGUUACUAGUGACUUUGAGAGCCACUCGCUACUGAACGUUAUCUAUAUUGUUGCAGACGCCAUGACAGCCGCAGUCUAUAUCCCCACUGCUAAGGUCAUGGAUGUCUGGGGCCGUGCUGAAGGUUUCCUGGUCAUGACCAUUUUCGCGACCCUCGGUCUUGUCCUCAUGGCUGCUUGCCACAAUCUUCCCACUUUCUGCGCGGCCUACGUGUUCUACAGCAUUGGUUUCGGAGGUAUGACCUACUGUGUGGAUGUCAUUACAGCCGAUGUUUCCAAGUUGAAGAACCGAGGUCUUGCUUACGCUUUCACCUCCUCGCCCUACAUUAUCACCGCUUUCGCCGGCCCCAAGGCCGCAGAGGGCUUCUACGAAGACAUCAGCUGGCGAUGGGCCUUCGGUGCUUUCUCUAUCAUCUUCCCCAUCGUGGCUUCCCCUCUCUAUGUCAUCCUGAAGGUCAACCUCAACAAGGCUAAGACCAAUGGACUUUACCAGAAGGAGUCCAGUGGCCGCAACAUGCUCGAGAGUAUUUGGCACUAUACCAAGGAGUUCGAUCUCCUUGGUGUCGUGAUUUUCUCGAUCGGUCUUGUUGUCUUCUUCCUCCCAUUCAGCAUUGCCUCCUCUGCCCCCAACGGCUGGGGUUCCGGUUAUAUCAUUGCCAUGAUUGUCGUCGGUUUUGUCAUGCUCGGCAUCUUUUUGGUUUGGGAGCUCCGCUUUGCCCCUACACCUUUGUUCGACUUCAGCAUCUUGUCAGACCGCACUGUCAUUGGCGCGUGUUUGCUUGACGCCACAUACCAGAUCUCGUACUACUGCUGGAACCACUACUACACUUCCUUCCUGCAGGUUGUCAACAACCUCUCCAUCUCCGAGGCUGGAUACGUCAGCAACACCUUCGAUGUGGUCUCCGGUGUUCUGUUGAUCGGUGUUGGAUUCUUGAUUCGUCGCACCGGCCGCUUCAAGUGGAUUCUCUAUAUUGCCGUUCCUCUGUACAUCUUCGCCCAGGGCCUGAUGAUCUACUUCCGUCGCCCCAACCAAUCCGUCGGAUACCUCGUUAUGUGUCAGAUCUUUAUCUCCAUCGGUGGAGCCGUCUUCAUCAUUGUCGAGCAACUUGCCAUUCUGGCCGCUGUCGACCACCAGCACGUUGCGACUGCUCUUGCCCUUCUCAACGUCGUUGGUACCGUUGGCGGUGCUGCUGGUUCCACCAUCUCCGGUGCCAUCUGGACCAACACCUUCUACGGAGCUCUCCAAGCCAGACUCCCCGAGUCUGCUUUGGCCAACAUCGAUACUAUCUACGAGUCCCUUGACGACCAGAUCAGCUACGCGAUCGGAUCUCCCACCAGACUCGCUAUCCAAAAUGCCUACGCCUACUCCCAGACAAGAAUGCUUGCGGCCGGAACUGGUAUUAUGGCUCUUUCCAUUAUCUGGGCUCUGAUGAUCCGCAACAUCGAUCUGAAGAAGGUUCCCCAGGUCAAGGGUACUGUCUUCUAA
This is a messenger RNA of Penicillium olsonii, 1788 nucleotides long. Lineage: Eukaryota; Fungi; Ascomycota; Eurotiomycetes; Eurotiales; Aspergillaceae. The record is from the annotation of a GenBank genome assembly.